UUCAGUUGUUGUUGGUAUUUCGAAAAUGGAAGAGUUUUAUAGAAAUAAAACCAUUUUCGUGACUGGAAGCACUGGUUUCUUGGGCUCGAUGCUCGUCGAGAAACUUUUGCGAAGCUUUCCCGAUAUAUCAAAACUCUACAUGUUGGCUAGGAUGAAGGGAACGAUGAAUCUCAUUGAGAGAAGCGAAGAAUACUUCAAAGAUCCUGUUUUUGAGCGAAUGAUUGCCCUUAAUCCCAAUUAUUAUGAGAAAGUUAGUUGGAUCGAAGGAGACUUAACGAUGCCUCGCCUAAACUUGUCCGAAGACGAUAUGGCGAUUAUCAAAACUGUAGAUAUUGUUAUACAUCUUGGGGCUUCCAUAAAGAUGAAGAAUCCACUCCACGAGAUGAUCAAAAAUAAUUUGUUUGGAACGGCGGAGCUGCUCAAGAUCUGCUUAGACAAUAAAAACAUAAAAUGUUUCAUGUACGUUUCAUCUGCUUACUCGUACGCGAGGAAAUCUUGUUCUCGCAUCGAAGAGAAGAUAUACGAACCAAUAUUAAAACCAGAAACUUUGCUGGAUAUAUCUAAUGCUUUAACAAACGGCGAAUUGGAUGAAAUUGAAAACGUGUUAAUGCAAGAUUGGCCCAAUUCAUAUACAUUCAUCAAAACUGCAGCCGAGUACCAUUGUGACACGUUUAAAGAUCAAAUGAGCAUAGGAAUCUUCAGACCUGGGACUAUAACUUCCAGUUAUUCAGAGCCAUAUCCAGUUUGGGUGAAGAGCAAAGCUGGCAUAUUAGGUGCUAUUAUUCUGACUGUAACAAAGGUAUUACCAAGUUAUUACGUGGAUAAGAAAGCGAUGUCGCAUGCCGUACCUGUCGAUAUGACAGCCAACGCUUUAAUUGCAAGCACUUAUGAUGUGAUCCAGAAUAAAUCAAAGGACACCAAAAUCUAUAAUUACACUUCCAACAACAACCCUAUUACCUUUUACGAUAGUUUCAUUAUUGCAACGAAAAAUAAGGGCACUUCAAUUAUUACUUACAACUAUUACUGGAAUGCGAUCAAAAUGUUUACUCUUUUAUAUCUUCCAUAUCUAUUCAUGGAUAUUUUUCGAUACUUUACACUACAAAAACCAAAGUAUCUACGAUUAUAUGAGAAAAUCAGUGACUUCAUAGAAGCGAUUCUGUAUUUCAACAACAAAUCUUUGAUUAUAGACAACGAUAAUUUGGAAAAUAUUUGGGAUACGCUCAGUCAGCAUGACAAGGAAUUGGUUCCGUUCGAUUUGAGGGUCAUCGAUUGGAUAGAUUAUUUCAACAACGUGCCUUACGGCAUUGAGAAAUAUUAUGGCAUUAAAAUGAAAAUUUAAUUUUUUUACUUUUUGUUUUAUAAUUUGAAGGG
Molecule: messenger RNA, 1371 nt
Organism: Nicrophorus vespilloides
Lineage: Eukaryota; Metazoa; Arthropoda; Insecta; Coleoptera; Silphidae
Product: fatty acyl-CoA reductase 1-like
Exons: 6
Coding region: 26-1339 (437 amino acids)
Biological process (GO): long-chain fatty-acyl-CoA metabolic process
Cellular component (GO): peroxisome
Molecular function (GO): alcohol-forming very long-chain fatty acyl-CoA reductase (NADP+) activity
Source: RefSeq, a predicted model, not a curated record